UUAAAGAUGUUUGUUUAUAGUUGAUAAUUGUUCCGAUAAUACUAAACGUCAUGGAUUACGAAUUUAAAUUGAAAACUGACACGGAUCGGACAAAGGUGGAAGACCUGUUCGAAUUCGAAGGAUGUAAAGUUGGGAGAGGAACUUACGGGCACGUCUACAAAGCUCGCAGAAAGGAAGGCGAAUUAAAAUCUCGGCCAGACACAAAGGAUUUUGGUCUUAAACAAAUUGAAGGCACAGGUCUUUCGAUGUCUGCAUGUCGAGAAAUUGCAUUACUUAGGGAACUAAAACAUGUAAAUGUGAUUACAUUAAUUAGAGUUUUCUUGUCACACAUUGACCGCAAAGUAUGGUUACUAUUUGACUUUGCUGAACAUGAUCUAUGGCAUAUAAUAAAGUUUCAUAGAGCAGCAAAGGCUAAUAAAAAACCUGUUAUGGUACCAAAAGGUAUGGUAAAGUCUUUGCUAUAUCAAAUCCUCGAUGGUAUUCACUAUUUACAUUCCAAUUGGGUACUUCAUAGAGAUUUGGCAAAUAUUUUAGUAAUGGGAGAAGGAAAUGAAAGGGGACGUGUAAAAAUUGCAGAUAUGGGUUUUGCUAGAUUAUUUAAUGCCCCUUUGAAACCUCUGGCAGACUUGGAUCCAGUUGUAGUGACAUUUUGGUACCGGGCACCAGAACUACUUUUAGGUGCUAGACAUUACACAAAAGCUAUAGAUAUCUGGGCUAUUGGUUGUAUAUUUGCAGAGCUCUUAACUUCAGAACCGAUAUUUCAUUGUAGACAAGAAGAUAUUAAAACUAGCAAUCCAUAUCAUCAUGACCAAUUAGAUAGGAUAUUCAACGUUAUGGGAUUUCCGUUAGAAAAAGACUGGGAGGAUAUUAAGAAAAUGCCGGAACAUCCUACGUUAUUGAAAGACUUUAAAAGAUCAAAUUACGCUAACUGUUCCCUCACGAAGUAUAUGGACCGACAUAAAAUAAAACCUGAUAGCAAAGCGUUCAAUCUGCUUCAAAAAUUAUUAAUGAUGGAUCCUAAUAAACGAAUAACCUCGGAACAUUCGAUGCAGGACGCUUACUUUCAAGAAGAACCACUGCCGACGCAAGACAUAUUUGCGGGCUGUCCUAUUCCGUAUCCUAAACGAGAAUUCUUAACGGACGACGAUACAGAGGAAAAGACUGAAAAUAAAGCACGUCAGAAUCAGCAACAAACUCAACAAAAUCAACAGCAACAAGGAAACGGUGACCAUAAUCACGGACAGAGCGCGAAAAGGGUAAGACUGAACGGUCCUCACGGGGCUCCAGAAUUUCAUCAACACCAAAGUCACGCGAUGACCCAUCAACAGCCUCCUGGAAUGGUUUAUUCUACCGCUCAACCAACGCAGCCGUCGAAUUUUCAUCAACGUUUCUAA
Habropoda laboriosa is the source of this 1394-nucleotide messenger RNA. RefSeq names its product cyclin-dependent kinase 8 (gene Cdk8). NCBI's taxonomy places the organism in Eukaryota, Metazoa, Arthropoda, Insecta, Hymenoptera, Apidae. Gene Ontology annotation, molecular function: ATP binding; cyclin-dependent protein serine/threonine kinase activity; RNA polymerase II CTD heptapeptide repeat kinase activity. The transcript has 11 exons. Gene Ontology annotation, biological process: protein phosphorylation. Bases 51 to 1394 code for a protein of 447 amino acids. Gene Ontology annotation, cellular component: mediator complex; nucleus. The record is from RefSeq and is a predicted model, not a curated record.